AGCAAAUAAAUAAGCAAACAAAUAAGCAAACAAAUAAGCAAACAAAUAAGCAAACAAAUAAGCAAACAAAUAAGCAAACGAACAAAUAAACUACCUUCGCCAACGGAGGGAGGAUAACCCGAACGCAUCAGCGCAUCAGCCCACUGAAAGAUUCCCACUCGGCACGCAAGAAAAGCGCGAAUGUAAAGAACGCACAGAUAAGUGUAAAGCGUAAAAAGAGGAACCUCGCGUAGCUAGCCAACCCUCGCGUAAUUUGCCAACCCUGUAGUAGCGCGCCACCCGCGAGAAAAACCACCUUGCCGCGAGAAAAACCGCCUUACCGCGAGAAAAACCGCCUUACCGCGAGAAAAACCGCCUUACCGCGAACAUGAAGAGGCACGUGUACAGCAUUUUGGUAGCCUGCCUGGUGUUUUACCUAAAGGAAGAUGUGCUGGUGGAGGGCGCGGACAUGCCCAUGAAGUACGCAGACAUGCGGGCACUAGACGACCUAACCAAUUUGAACGACGAGCAAGUGAAUGACAUCCUGGGGUUAGAUAUAAAAGGAGCCAAGGAAAGAAUAAGCAAACUCUUUGCCGUAAUUGACAAAAAUAAUGAUAAGGUAAUAACAGAAGAAGAGCUAACCGCGUGGUCCAAUUAUGUGAAGAAUGAGGUCUUCCUGAAGCAGGUGCAAGUGGAGAUGAAACAAAUUGAUGCAGAUAAGGAUGGGUUCAUAUCGUUACCAGAAUUGAAUGAGGCAUUUUCACAGAACCUAGAUGCAAAGGAGGUAGAAAAACACGCAGAGGGGUUACUAAAGAGGUUCCAAAUUGUAGACAAGGAUAAAGACAAUAAGCUAAAUAUAAACGAAGUGGGGUUGCUAAUCGAUCCGAUGAAGGAUGAAGAAUUGAAAGAGUUAGAAAUUAAUGAAAUUUUGGAACAUCAUGAUGUAAAUAAGGAUGGCAGAAUUUCAAUGGACGAGUUUAAACAGACAAGAACGGAUGACCCACAUGCCAAGAAAGAUGAUGAUGUUGCGCUCGACGAUUUUAACUUUUUUGAUACCAAUAAGGAUGGCUUUAUAGAUAAGGAAGAAAUUGUUAAGGUGUAUUUUGACCCUUCUAAUGAAACGGGUUCUAUUAACCUGACUGAAGUGAAGGAUACCAUCUUCGAGGGGAAGCCAAUUACUUUAGACCUUUGGAAUGAGAAGGCGCUCAAGCUGGCCGUCACCUCUUUGACGGAUUACGGAGAUAUUUUAAGAUACCCAGAAGAUUUUAAAUUGGACAUUGGGAAGAAUGUCGUGCUUCCUUCUACCAGAAGCAGAGCCGGCGUUGAUGACGACUUGGAUCAGGACGACGGCGCUUCGGGCGACAAGGACGACGGCGCGGAGGACGACACCACGCAGAAGACCCCGACCCCCGAUGAGUUGUAA
Messenger RNA from Plasmodium vivax (malaria parasite P. vivax), 1402 nucleotides. Its product is annotated as membrane-associated calcum-binding protein, putative. The record is from RefSeq and is a predicted model, not a curated record. The transcript is spliced from 2 exons. Bases 368 to 1402 code for a protein of 344 amino acids. Lineage: Eukaryota; Apicomplexa; Aconoidasida; Haemosporida; Plasmodiidae. Gene Ontology annotation, molecular function: calcium ion binding.